AUGAAGGAUUAUUAUGGAUUCGCUGUGCUUACUACUUUAUUGAUUUUUUUAAUCAAACUACUUAUUUUUACUGGUAAAGUGUACCUGAAAAACUACAAUAUGGAUCCAAGUAAUAUAAUUGUGAAUGAUACUGUAUCAGAUCACUUAUAUCCAGCUCUAUUUCAGUGUUUUACUAUAAUUAUUUGUGGAUAUGUAGCUGGACGGCUGAAUGUUGUCUCUAAAUCAGAGUCAAAGGGUAUAUCCACAUUUGUUGGUACAUUUGCAUUACCAUCUCUAAUUUUUCUAUCCUUGGCUCGCUUGGACUUCAGUAUGGUGAAUUGGACAUUCUUGUGUGCAAUACUACUAGCAAAAGGACUAGUAUUUUUUGCAGUUGUAAUAGUAACUUUACUAGUUUCUAAACCAAUGCAUCUUGGACAGGCAGGAAUAUUUGCCAUAUUUUGCACACAAAGUAAUGACUUUGCAUUGGGGUUUCCUAUAAUAAAUGCUAUUUAUGAAAAGACUCAUCCAGAAUAUGCUCUUUAUCUAUAUUUGAUGGCUCCUAUUUCACUCGCUGUACUCAACCCAGUUGCAUUUGUAUUAAUGGAAAUCAAUAAACAAAGAGAAAAUCCACAUUCAGUUAACAGUGGUCAGCGCCUCCAUAAAUUAAAGAUGUUUCUACAACUAUUACAAGGAAUCAUCUUCAAUCCAGUUUUGGUUAUGACCAUUCUGGGUAUACUUGGUAAUAUUGUUUUUAAACAUCAACUGUCUGUUUACAUUGAGGGUUUAUUGGAAGUGUUUGGUCAAUCUUUCUCAGCUGCAGCACUGUUUUUGCUUGGAUUACGUAUGGUUGGUCAAAUUACAAGACUUAGGGGCCCAGCACUUUUACUUCCAUGUGUAUUAAUUAUGGUGAAAUUGAUUGUUUUGCCAGUUGUGAUGAGAGAAUUUGUCAGUGCAUUGGAUGCUGGUAAUAAUGUAUCUGAAACGCAAUCUUUAUCUACAUAUGCCUUUUUGUAUGGAACUAUACCCACAGCACCUGCUGUGUUUGUGUUCUCGAAUCUUUACAAUCUUGAAAUAGAUUUGAUGGCCUCGUCAAUGGUGAUAUGCACUUUCGUAUCAGCACCCAUAACGUUCUUGUCAGCUGAAGUUAUAUCUAUUAACCAGGACUUUGCAGAUCAAAUUAAGAAGUUUGGAUUCGAACUCUCCAUAGUUGCUUUGAUAGCAGGUUUAUGGGUGUUCCUCGUCUUUACUGUAACCAGGAAGUUUAAGAGAAUACCACAUAAAUUAACCCUAUGCCUCAAUAUUUCUCAGAUUUUAUUAGCUUCUAGUGUGAUUUGGGGUGGGCCACUAAAUAACUAUCCACCGUCUUUAGAGUUAACCCUUCAACAAGCUUUGCAAAUAUUUAGCACUUAUUCCUGUUUCCUUUGGACCUCUAUGCUGACCAUUGGCUUACUAAUGUUAGAAAGUCGGGGUCCGUGUUUUGUAACGACACUGUGGCCGGUGUUAUGUUUCGUGGCGUGGGGCGCUCCGGCGGUGAUGGUGGGCGUGCUCCUGGCUACUAAGACCUCUGGCUACAUCAACACCGACGCCUCCGAUGCGAUACGACUAAGUGUACUCUUCUUUUGUAUAACAUUGACUACAGGAUGCCUCAUCCUGUACGUUAGGUUCCGUAGACGCAGUGCGCAAUUUGCGCAACUAUCGGAAGAGAUAGCCCACACCUCCCCCCAAGACGAAUCUUCCAGCCUCGUCGAAAACGCCGAACCGACUUCACAAACGCAGAGCUUAUCUAAUUUUGGAUUAGAGGAUCCAGGUUGUUAUGGAACUAUAACGACGACACCUUCGCCUAACAGAAACGGAAACUGUUGUUCAAACGACCCGAACUGCAACAAUGGACUGGCCACUAGUCCGUCUCGGGAUAUCGAAGAUAUGGUCAACAAUGAAAGAGACUGCGCAUGUCCUCCAUCACAGAAUGUCAAAUGUAACAACACAGACGGCACCUGCCCCUACUUAAACGAACUGGACCGCGCGGCCGGCCGCCUCGGGCUGUUGCCCCCGGAGCAGAGCAGGGGUCGCGGAGGGCAAUUACUGAAACAUACUGUGUUGAUUAUUGCAUACAGUCUUGCUAUGUUUUUGGAUUUGACUUAUAUGGCUUGGAAGAUUUUACGUAAAGAUCAAGCUGGGGUGUUUAUAGAAAUACAGUUUCUAGACACGGCCGCCAGCUGCGGACAGACUUUGAUCAUGUUUAUUCUAUUUGGACUCGAUCCUGAUGAAAUAAUUAUACCUGCGAUUAGAUAUUUCAAGAAUAAAUGGCAUGGAACGGACACAUUGGUGUUGCCACCAAUAGAUGAUUUAAGUUUCGAAACGAAGCACGUGUGUGACCAGUUUAUUACGCAUCAUCUCGAACGAUGCAAGGCGGCUAUAGCUAAAGAUACCAGAUGGCGCAUGCGCACGUACCGCGCGUCGUUCCGCGGCGCGAGCCUCGUGCGCUGGCUGGUGCAGUGCGGGCUGGCGGCCGACGCGCACGAGGCGGUGGCGUACGCGCGCCACUUGCUCGACGGCCGCCUCAUCGCGCACGUCAACAACGCGCACCACUUCACCGACUCGCCGCUGCUCUACACGUUCAAA
Molecule: messenger RNA, 2601 nt
Organism: Brenthis ino (lesser marbled fritillary)
Lineage: Eukaryota; Metazoa; Arthropoda; Insecta; Lepidoptera; Nymphalidae
Source: the annotation of a GenBank genome assembly